Molecule: messenger RNA, 543 nt
Organism: Diversispora eburnea
Lineage: Eukaryota; Fungi; Glomeromycota; Glomeromycetes; Diversisporales; Diversisporaceae
Source: the annotation of a GenBank genome assembly
AUGGAGGCUGUUCAAACUAAAUUGAAGUACUAUAAUGCUCAAGCUGAUAAAGAGCUCGCAAAAUAUCCGCAGAUAAUGAAACUGGAACAACAUACUGGUAUUCCAAAGACCUAUAUGGCUGCUUCUGUUGUCGGCCUUGUAUUUGCAUUGAUCUUUUUUAAUAUUGGAGGACAAUUGCUUUCCAACGUUAUUGGUUGGGUCUAUCCAGCUUAUGCUUCUUUCAAAGCUCUUGAGACAAGUGAUAAUAUUGACGAUACUCAAUGGUUAACAUACUGGACCGUAUUUGGUUUUGUUAGCCUGAUAGAAUUCUUUUCGGAUCUCAUCCUUUAUUGGAUGCCCUUCUAUUAUACCGUCAAGACAAUCUUUUUCCUUUGGCUCUUCUUGCCAUCUUUCAAAGGAGCUCAAACAGUUUACACUAAAUUCUUGAGACCCGCUUUAAGAACUUAUCAAGGUGAUAUUGACGAUAAAUUGAAAGGUUGGAAGAACAAAGUUGAAACUGUAACUAAGGAUGCUAUUGUUAAUGCUGCUACCCACGAUGAUUAA